Molecule: messenger RNA, 1593 nt
Organism: Mastomys coucha (southern multimammate mouse)
Lineage: Eukaryota; Metazoa; Chordata; Mammalia; Rodentia; Muridae
Gene: Dmrtc1b
Product: DMRT like family C1B
Exons: 8
Coding region: 1-1167 (388 amino acids)
Source: RefSeq, a predicted model, not a curated record
AUGAAUGAGGAGGAGCAUGAGGAGCUAUUUUACUCAGAUAAUAGAAAUGAUGUUCAAGUGUGCAUAACAGGCCAGCAGUGGGAGAAAUCUGAACUACAGAAGCAUCCAAAUCGUGUGGAAAUGCAGGAAUCACUGUACUGGGAUGUGGAGCCAGGCACCAAUGUUAAGGCAAAGAGGCUGGAUUGUUAUAAAGAAAGGCCAGCAGUACCGGCCCCGGCCGGCAGAGGCGCUGCGGGGCGGCGCCAGCGCGUUCCCACCGCUCACUGGCGGCAGAGCCGGGCGGCGGAGGCUGCGCCCCCUCCCCUGCCCGCUUCCUGGUCCUUGGGGUCUGAGGGCCGCGGCCUGGGACUCCAGAGCCCGGGGCUGCGGGUGUUCUCGGCGGCCGCCGCAGCGUCCGCGGCGACGUCACGGUCCCCGCGGCCUCGCAGCCAGCGCUCGGGCCGGCCGCCGAAUGCCCGUGGACGCGCAUCUCCUCCCCGAGUUCCUGCUUCCUGGGCCAGCCAAAGCCGCAGGGAACUACAUAAGGCCCCUCCUGCUGUGACUGUCUCCAAGAAGGAGCAGGCUAUCCCAAUAAAGAGACGCCUGGCUCACAGACAUAGAGGGACUAUGGCUGCUGCCCCUCCAUCGCACAUGCACAUCAAGAAAUUGGCUGUAGAAGAAGGAGUUCUCACUGGAAAGAACACUGUGCACCAGCUCCAGGCCCAGGUUGACACAGCAACCCAGGAGGAGAGCUCCCAAGGGCCUGUGCUGCUGAGUCAGGUCCCAGAAAAAACAUCUGUGUCAUAUACUCCAGAGACCAUGGAGCAACAACUGAUGGUGUCCCUUUCUGGAGAGCCUCACGGGCCUUCUGCCAUGCCAAGCAUGUGUCCAAGCCUGAUUCUUCAGCCCUGUGCCACCACUGAUCCUAUGCUACUGCAGCCACAGGGCCCCAGCGCCUCCAACCAGGCUUCAGUUUCUGCUACCUUAGAGUGGCAGGAGAUGCUGGAGGCUGCUGAAGCUCUGCUGGCUCUGAAAAAUUCCUCUCAGACACGUCACCAGCCCUGUGGCAUGCCAGGUACUGCUGGAGAGAGGGGACUGCAGCUGGCCAACCCCUCUAUGCCACCAAGACCUACCAGCUCUGGUUCCCUGCCUUCUGGACAUCUGGACUGCAUGUCCCUCUUGACCUAAGAACCCAGACUGUGAGGCCUCGCUAGAGCACUGCCUGUUUGAUUCCUGUUUCUGAACUUGCAAAAUGGCUCCUGUCCAAAGUGCUUAAUGUGUUUUUUAAGCAUUCAGGUAUUUUAUAAGCUUUCAGAUCCUUUUUAUGAUGUAGGGCAAUUACUUGGCUUUCCUAUGUUCUUUACCCCCAUCCCUAAUUUCUUUGGAAGCUGGGGCUUUUUAUGUGUCUUAUAAAAUGCUUUGUGCAAUCUAAUAUGAUCAAUCAAUCUAUCAAUGGGGUUCUGAGUGGUAUCAAAUGCCAGUGUUUCUUUUGUGUGCACUCACUCGCACACAUAUCUGUGCACUACUGUACUUAAACAUGCAUGUGGAAACAUGAGGAUUUUCACAUUGCAUCUAGAUUUGUGUGUUACCAAAAAUAAAUAAUUUUGUAAGGCA